Messenger RNA from Pocillopora meandrina, 6751 nucleotides. The record is from the annotation of a GenBank genome assembly. NCBI's taxonomy places the organism in Eukaryota, Metazoa, Cnidaria, Anthozoa, Scleractinia, Pocilloporidae.
CGGUCGUUUCAUUAAUGCCACGUAUAGUCAGCGCCAUUUUGACCGAAACAAAAAUUCUGCGUCGGAUAAAACCGGCGUUAAAACAAUUUAUAUUACUUGCUUCCCCGCUGAUCUGGCCAAGGAGCUGAUAGUGAAAGUAGCGUACCAUGAAUUGGUUGAGUACUGUUUUAGUUGGAUUAGUUUUUACGUUUUUAGCAUCGAUCCCAGUUGAAUGUACUGAGUUGACUUUUGAGUUGGAAGACAACGCUAGACAAUGUUUCUAUGAGGACAUCAAAAAAGAUACCAAAGGAACGCUUGAGUUUCAGGUCAGUGUUCAAUUUAUCUAGGAUACGAGAACUGAGAUUUCUUGUAAUUAUCCAUCUAUUCUUGAGGAGCUUCUAAUUUUUUUUUGCGACGUAAUUUGAAACAUCUUUAGAUAAUUAGACAUGUGCCUACAAAUAACUGUAUCAGCUUUAAAAUCUCUUACUGUAAAUCAGCUGAUGUUUGAUCAGUCAAAGGUAUAUGGCUUUUACUUUAUAUUAGAUUCAUAAUAUAAAUAUUUGUUCGGUACUCUUUGUUGUGUAAUUUUCGGAGUGUACACUUACAAAAAAAACCUCGUAAUUUGAUCACUAUUAACUGCGUACAACUGACCACUGGUAUAUUCAACCCAUAUACUACUGAUAGCAAAAUAUUUCGCUGUUUAAACGUUCUUUGAUUGUAAGGGAAAAAAUGAUAGGUAUUGGUUUGUCAAUGCCCCCAUGUUAUUAGGAGAUUUUCCCACAAGUCUUGGGAUUACAAUUUUGUCUCAUGAAAGAAGAGGUACUGUUGACUAUUCUUUGUUAUACACCUGCAGAUGAUAAAGAGGACUUAAAACUGAUCUAUUUAAAAAUUUUAUACUCAGCACUUAGAAUUUAUUAUUUGCACAAUCAAGAUUUCAUUGUAUUUAAGAACUUUAAGAAGAAACUUUACCCUCUUUAUUAAGUUUAGCCUUCAAAAUUAGACAUUUGAAAUCUGCAAUUACUGUCUUACAUAUAUCAAGGUGCUGUCACCAGGAACAAUUUUCAACAAAGACCACUUGUUGUGAGGUCUUUUGACUUAGAGUUUAUGCUACAUAUGUUUACAAAUAGCCUAUUGAAGGCACCAUUGCAAUAAGUGAUUAGGGGCACCUCUAUGGUUGAAUUAAUGUUAAAAGCAAAUGCAGUUAUCUUUUGUCAAAUAUGGCCAUGUUGCUGAUGUAAAAAUAUCCUCUUUAAUAAAAUGGAAGUUGCUUUAGGCACAUUGCAUCAUCCUCCUUAGCCUUGAAAUGUAUAUGCGGAAUAAUUCACCAUCCUGGGCCAAUUUUAGCCUGAUCUGAUACUGGUAAAAAAUGGCUAACAGUCUUUUUGGCUUGGAGGGAGGGUUAUCUAGGAUAUCUAAGCUUCCACAUAUACAAUAUUUAGAUACCCCAACCUUUCCACAGGUCUCUGAACUGUCAUGCAUUAGCUCAGAUAAUAAAUUUACAAAUCAAAAAAACCUAAUUGUUGCACAUUAUGUUAGUGUAACUAUCCAUUAAAUCCUGUUUUAAUGAUCAGCAAUCACAGUUCAGUAAUGAAUCCUCUUAAUACUUUGAACUUUCAAGUUUUCAGAUACUUUUUGACUGCACUUAGCACAGUUUAAUGAGUCAGCUCUUUUCAAAACAUUUUAAGACUUGUUUUACUGGGGCAAUUGCAUGUAUAACACUUCAUUGAAAGCUAGAUAAAUCAACAGUGCUGACAACUUUUGUGGUCAAAAGGGUUUCUUUUACCUGACAUAAUUUUUGCAAAGUGGUGCAAAAUCGCAUCCUGGAAACAUUGUUCAAGCAGGAUGUCCAUGCUUUCAUGCUAGCAACUUAACACUUGGUAAAUGAACUUCCUUGAAACAGAAAGUAUAGCACAUGCAUAUUCACGAAAGAGAAAUACAGCUACAUCAGCAAAAAGCCAAAAGGAUCCAACAAAGACCGACCAACAAACAAUCAGCAGGGAAUAGCAGACAAAAUAGUCCCCUGUUUUCUGAAACAUAGUUAUAUGUCCCCUAAAUAAUAACCUAGUUAAAAACCCUAUAAUUAAGCAUUGAUGGCUUUUGUCAAAGCUGGCUUGCUAUUCUCCGACAGCCAGAAUGAAUUGACAUAAUUUUUUUCCCUGCAAUUGUAUAUUCAACAACUUGCAAACUGCUCUCCCACAAUGCCUCAGAAAAGAAUGAUUACCUGCUUGCCAUAAUAUUUUGGGGAGGCCUGGGUUUGUAAACAUGGCAGUUUGCUAACUAACGAACAAUAUCACCAGAUAAAAGUCUUUCACAUACCUUUAUUUUGUUAUUGGGUUAGACUUCACUGUAAGGGAAAGUAUCUUAAUUUCCCCUGAUUUGUCUGGUGUUAUUUUCCUCAGACAACCAGGCCUUUAAUUUUACAGAAAAGUGGUCAUCUGGACUGUUUUUUUAGUUGUUUCUGAUGACCAGAUGACCACUAUUUUUGAGCACUGCUAACGGAGAUGAGAAAAAAAUCAUACCCAGUACAAUCAAUUAAAUCCUUUAUUUCAUUAAUCAAAUCCUAUAUUUCAAAAUGAUAACUGUUAAAGCUGUAAAGCUUGUGAGGACAUUUAUCUAAGGAUCUAGUGUGCUAAUGGACUUACAAGAGUUUACAAUUUGUCUAAAACCAAAGGUAUGCAGUCAUUUAGAGAAAGCUAAAGUUAAUUAACUAAGUACAACUACUGUGGCUGCCCCUCCUGGGUUUCCAUAAGUAAAGAUCUGUCAUAAAAAAUGCUAACCCUUUCUUGUUUUAGGGAGAACAUUGAUCAGGUUGAUCUUGCAAGUGUGUCACUGUGGUAUUUAUCCCUCGUUGCACAUAUUUGUCUUAUCUUUCCAUUGAUGGGUGUAUCUGUAUUACCUUAUUUAAAAAGCUUUCCUUUCAAAAAUGUCCAGAAACCAAAGCAGAAGUAGAAUUUCUAAAUAAUGUGGUUUUCUCUUCAGGUCAUAAGUGGUGGAAACUAUGAUGUAGAUGUAAUUCUUUAUGAUGAAAAUGGUAAUGAAGUUUACAACGUCCAAAAGAAACAGUAUGACAGCCAUUCUUUCACAGCUCAGACUGAUGGAAUUUACAAGUUCUGCUUCAGCAAUGAAUUUUCUACAUUUAGUCACAAGGUGGUUUACUUUGAUUUCCAAGCUGGAGAUGAAAUGCCUUUAACUAAAGACAUGGGAGCACAUCAAACAGCACUCACACAGAUGGAGACAGCAUGUGUAACCAUACACGAAGACCUUAAGGUUGGUCCUGUUUAGCAGAAUCUUCAUAGUUGUUGACAUGCAGCCCAUGCUAUGCGAUUUGUACAAUUUUAAGCCAAAUGUACUGUGUACACCUUGCCUUUAACCCUUUAAUACCUCGGAGUGACUGGCAUGUAAUUUCUCCCUACAUUACUACCCUCCAAUCCUAUGUGAAUGCCAUAAGAAUAGGGAAAUGAUCACCCAUUUAGGAAGCUGCUGAUUGUCAAACAAAUUCUCCUUGUUGGUAUCAGAGGAAAUGUAAAGAGAACAGUGUGUAGAGUGUGAAUAUUAAUGUUAGGAUGUAAAAGAUUAAGAAGGACAGGGGCAAAUUGUUUGUUACUUAGCUUUCCUAAAGGUGAUUCCUCAGUAGUGCACUGUGCAUCCUCUACUGGGCAUAAAAAAUCAUGUAAUCAGGGGAAUAAGUGCACAGGCAUUCAGAGAACAUGGCAUUGUUUUUUCAAUCAAUGGAUCAGUUAAAGAGGUACCAUGGUCUUUAGUUCUUGUACAGGCAAUGUGACCUAUAUUUUUUAUUGCAUAAUUUUGGUGUACGGGUUAUCCUCUGAAGAUUGGAGAAUUUUUUAAAAAAAUUGGAAGAAAAAAGAUAUAGAGAAAAGCAUACUAGAAGCCUGUUACUUGAGGAUGGAAACAGUGACUUUGAAAGUAAUGACUGGAGGAACAUUUGGAGUUGAAGUUUUUCAACCCUUUACACCCUAAUGUUCAUCAGUAUGCAUACUCUCUAUACUGUUCUUUAUACAUUUCCUAAGGUAGUGGCAAGGAGAAAUUGUUUAACAAUCAAGAGCUUUUUUAGUUGAUGAUCAUUUCCUUUAUUCCUGUGACCUUUUCAUGUGUGAUUCAGGAGAGAUAUUGUGAGGAGAAAUUAGAUGUUAGUCACUCUUAAGGGUCAAAGGGUUAAAAUUGUGUGAUUUUGGCACAAGUUAUCAUUCAAAUUGUUCCAUUCCCUCAAUACUUUCUGCUCAUAAAGUUUCUUCAAGUGUUACUUUAAAAACCCUUGCCUCCAGCUAACAUACAUGUACAUGUAUAACGUGUGUUACUAGUGCCAGUACAGGCUUAUAUAGGGUGAGUUUGGCUCAUUGUAUCUCUUAAACAAGCACAACUUGACAUAUCUUUUUAUAAUAUUUUACAAAUCAGACAUUGGUAGGGAACAGUUAGGGAAAGUUUUAAGAAAAAUUGUUUGAUAACUUUUUUUUUUCUGAGGAAUCACCUGAAGUGUCCAUGAUUUCAAGCAAAAAGAAGCUUAACUUUAAAACAUGGGUUUUCAUGGAUGAAGUGAGCUGAAAAAUAACUUACUCUUAGAAUGGAUAUGACAAUUGAUGUAUGUAAUUAAAAAAACCAACUAACAUUUGGAAGGCACAAAUUUUAUACCCAGGCCUUUUAUUUUUCCUGGUUUUAAUUCUGCAAUUACUUUUCAUCAGUUGCAACUAACUUGCAAUGAUUAGUCAUUUCUCAUGUGGCCUCUGGUGGGAGACUCUCAUUUGUCUAUUCAAAACAUUUUCCAACAAUAUAUUUGAAAUGAUGUCUGCUCUGUCUGUGAAUAACUUGAUUUACUGGUGUAAACUAGUUGCUCUAAUAAUGAUGAUAACUUUAUUACUGCGUCAAUAAAUAUGGUGGUUACCCACUAAAUAAGGACACCAAUCAAAUGACUGAUAAAAAACAUAAAAGGAUAAUUAGAAUAAACAAAAGCAGGUGUAAUGAGCCUUUAUUUAAUAUUUCUCAUUCAGAUUGCAACAGACUACCAAACCCACCAUCGUUUACGUGAGUCUCAAGGACGGGACAUGGCUGAGUAUUUAAAUGAAAGGAUACAGUGGUGGUCUGUUGGAGAAGCUUGCCUAAUUCUUUCUGUUGGAAUCUGUCAAGUAGUCAUUUUAAGGCGAUUUUUUGCUGAGAAGAGGUCAACCAUCUAGUUCUUGAAACAUUGCCGCUUGAAGAAAUCAUGCUUCUUUCAGUCUGUACAGAAAAGAUAUUAACUCCAUCAAAUUUAUUAAAAAAAUCAUCUUGAAAAGCUGUUGCCUCAUGAACACAAAAACUGUGAUAGCUGAAGAUGAAGACAUUGAUGUUGUUCUUAUGCUACACAAGUUGAACCAGACCUGAGCCUUUACAAGGGGGCUUUGUUGUUCCUCAUACUGGUGUGCUUUAUAUGUAAUGAAUGAUCAUUAGUAGGACCUCAGCAGUUUAGUUGCUCACAAUGUUAAUGGUUAGCUGGAAGUAUUUCCAUAACUGUUUAUGUAUACAAACUUAGCAGGCUCCUUUGGGUGACCCUGAUUAAUUUUUCCUGUUGUCCUUUUAUGAUUAUACCAUUUUGUAUGUACACAUUCUUACUUCCUUGUUCCACUGAGUGCUGCUAAAAGUGCAAGAAGAGAAAAUUGCAUGUUGUUCCCAUUCCAUUUGAACGUUUACAGAGGCACUGUGAGAUGCAUGGACAUUUACUUUAGUGCAAGCAUUAAGGCAGCAAGAUCAUCUGGCUUUAUGCUUGUACGAGGCUUUUUACAAUGUAGAGGCAUCCACAAAACCUUUGGAGAGCCUCUUUAAAUGAUUCACUUGGAUGGAGUUAAGUUUUAUCUCUCAAAUCACUUCUAUUCAUCCAUCUGUCAGCCUCUCUAGGUAGUUACCACAAGUUUGCAUAGGUAUCUUUCUGUCUUUGUUGAGCUGAAUGAUUAAAAAAAAUCAUUCUUUUGAUCUUCCUUAAAAAAAGAAAGAAAAAUAAAAAAAAAACAUCAUUUCCUUUGACAAAGCCUGUAGUGCAACUAUUUACAUGUGUCAGUUUUCAAUUGCUUAUACAGUUCUUAACAAUAUAGUCAUCAAAAUAUUUUGCAUAGUCCUGCGGAGCUUGCAAAAGGUCCACUUUAAAGGUGGAGGCACAUGUGUUCCAUGAAUCUCCUAUGGAUCAGUUAUACAGAAUCUUAAAAAGUAUUUUACUCCAAGUUCAUAUUUGUCAUGGGAAAGUUCUCUUUAUGUAUUCUCAAGGGAAUAUAUAACUGCUAAUAAGGUGCUCCAGGAGAAAUGAUGGUAGUUUGGGUUAGAGGCAUCAUUGGGCUUUGUAAUAUUUUGAUGACAUAUAUUUCUUGUUACAUUUAAUUCUUAACCAAAAUGGUUUAUUAUUUGAAUGCUGAUAGUAUCCAAGAACUAUUUUGUAUUAAACUCAGUUGCUAGAGUUAUCAGUUAAGCAUGUCCAAUUUCUUUGUUUCCUUUCCUUACUUAACAACACUCAUCCUGUUCUCCUUCUCUUACAAGACUGAUGUAGAUCAUGAGAGUAAAAAUUAUCAGAGUAGUAAUAUACUGUUCACUCAAUUCUUGCGAUCAGGCAGGAAUUUUGAAACAAAUAGCAGAAAGUUUGAUGAGACUGGAGUUUUGAGUACUAGUUGGAAGCUACUGAGUUCAAUGUUAUAUGCUUGUACUCCACAGCAUAUUGGGUUAUUGAACACUUGAUUAGAAGAAAAACUAGUCCUGGAUUAAACGAUUUACAAAAAAUUGAUGAAGUAGAUCACUUUGG